AUGGCUGUCGUUGCUGCUGAGAAGAAAUGGCGUCAGUAUUCUCAGAAAUAUUUGAAAUAUGGAUUCAUUACUUCAUUAACCAAUGACACCAUGCCAUUGUGUCACUUGUGUGAAAAGACUUUCAGUAAUGAUGCCAUGAAGCCUGCAAAUAUGAAGCACCACCUUGAAACGGUUCACUGUGAUAAGAAAAACAAAGACCUUGACUAUUUCAAGACACUGAAAGAAAACUCAAAACCACUCCUCUUCCAGUCAUUCCCAGCCAUUCCAUUCCCAACCACUCCUCCCCCAGCCAUUCCCAGACACAGCCCUCCCAGCAAUUACCAGCCAUUCCUCUCUCAACCAUUACCAGUUACUCCUCUCCCAGUCAAUUCCAGACACUCCCCUAACAGCCAUUCCCAGCCACUCCUCUCCCAGUCUCUCCCAGCUACUUCUCCCUCAGCCAUUCCCAGCAACUCCUUCCCUACCAAUUCCAGACACUCCCCUAACAGCCAUUCCCAGCCACUCCUCUCCCAGCCAUUCCUAACCAAUGCCCUCACAGUCUCUCCCAUCCCCAUCUCCCCCAGCCAUUUCCACCCACUGCCCUCCCUGCCUCUCAAAGCCACUCCUACCCCGGACACACAAAGCUCCUUCACCCCCAGUCAUUCUCAGCCAGUCCCCUCCCAGCCUCUCCUCCCCCAGCCAUCCCCAGCCGCUCCAUUCCCAGCCACUCCUCCCACAGCCAUUCCCAGCCUCUCCCAGUCGCUCCUCUCCCAGCCAUUCCUUGUUACUCCUCUUCCAGCCAAUGCCAGCCAUUCCUCUCACAGCCAUUCCCAGCCACUCCUCUCCCAGCCAUUGCUAACCACUCCUCUCCCAGACACUUCUACUCCAGCCAUUCCCAGCCACUCCCCUCCCUGCCCCUCCCAGCCAUUCUUCCCCCAACCAUUCCCAGCCUCUCUUAGCCACUCCUCUCCCAACCAUUCCCAGCCACUCCUUUCCCAGCCAUUCAUAGCCAAUCCCAGCCACUACUUUCCCAGCCAUUCCCAGUUACUUAUCUCCCAGCCAGUCCUCUCCCAUGCAGUCAUUCCCAGCAACACAUCUCCCAGCCUCUUCGAGCCAAUCCCAGCCAUUCCCAGCCACUCCUCUCCCAGCCAUUCCUCUCCCAGCUAUUGCCAGCCAUCCCUCUACUAG
This is a messenger RNA of Scylla paramamosain (green mud crab), 1167 nucleotides long. RefSeq lists its product as uncharacterized. The record is from RefSeq and is a predicted model, not a curated record. The coding region runs from base 1 to 1167 and encodes 388 amino acids. The transcript has 4 exons. NCBI's taxonomy places the organism in Eukaryota, Metazoa, Arthropoda, Malacostraca, Decapoda, Portunidae.